CGUUUAGCCCGGAAUUAACCAUUGAGCUGUAUCUGGUGGCACUUUCUUCACAAGAUGAGGCGCCGAUGCUUAUGGGACACCGUUUGUCAUCAAGAUUGUGAUGUAUACGGACAGCCAUCAAAUGCGUAAUGUUCCUCCGGUCAAGCGGACAGUGAUGGCGCCUGUGAUCUUUCGUUUGGACGUUCCAUCACUGCCAGCGUGACAACAAAAGGUCGGCGGUAAAGGAAGAUUGCUGUCUGCAUCUUUCCGGAGAAAUGGGUAGACGUGUCACCAUGGGACUGCUCUGGUUCACGCUAACUGCUUUUAUGGUGGCUGCAUCAGCAGAAUCCUAUACGUGGCAUGUGGUAAGCACGAAGUAUGGGCCUGUCAGGGGCAGGCGAUUCCCCGCGCCAAACUACAGGAUGAAGUCCGUAACUCGUUACCUGGGGAUCCCGUAUGCCAAACCGCCGGUUGAGAAUCUCCGCUUCAGGCCGCCUCAGACGCCCGAGCCCUGGGUGAAGAUGAGAGACUUUGACAGACCGGGACCGUCUUGUCCUCAGAUUGUCGAUGGAACGAACGACACGUUAACCUUUCCUUUCGCGCAGAGGAACAUAUUGCAGCCGUACACCGCGACUAUGGAUGAGGACUGUCUCUAUCUCAAUAUCUACAGCCCUGAAAUAUCAGGGCCUCCCGACCCAAAUGAGAGGUAUCCUCUAGCAGUAAUGGUGUUCGUCCACGGCGGAGGCUACACAUCUGGUACCGGUAACGCUUACGACGGGACCGUCCUGGCCAGCCAUGGCCUCGUGGUGGUGGUCACCAUCAACUACAGACUAGGAAUUUUCGGAUUCCUGAGCACCGGUGAUAAAACGGCACCCGGAAAUUACGGACUUCUCGACCAGAUCGCAGCCCUGCGCUGGAUCAACGAGAAUAUAGGAAACUUUGGCGGCGAUCCAUCCAGGGUAACCCUCUUCGGCAUUGGCGCUGGGGCGGCGUCAGUGAACCUCCUCACAUUGUCUCCACUCGCAGCAGGUCUAUUCCGGAGAGUCAUCCUUCACAGCGGGUCUGCCCUCUCUACGUGGUCGAUGGCGAACGAUCCACUGCGGUUAGUGACGACGAUUGCGGAAAAAUUGGACUGCUGCCGAGUGGACGUCGCUCAGACGGUCCAGUGUCUCCGGAACAAAUCGUACCAAAAAUUGCUUCUCAAAGACGUCACACUGAGGGCGCCGGCGUCAAGAUUCUAUUCCGUGUUCGGGCCGGUGGUGGAUGGAAACGUCAUCCCGGAUGAACCCAGGCGGUUAUUAGAAGGGGACCUGUUCAGAAGCUAUGACUUCAUGGUUGGGAUUGCAGAAGAUGAGGGAUACACAUACGUCGAAAACCUUCCCGAUAUUGAAUAUGGCAUAUCCGAAAAUGGGUACAGGGCUGUUGUGAACUAUUUUGUCAACCAGGUAUUCCCGUAUCGGGAAAAUGAAAUAACGGACGCUAUACUGUUCCUGUACACCAACUGGGGGAACAACACCAACAGAACGCGCAGGGGAGGCCUUGUGCGGCUUUUCACUGAACAGCAGGUAGCCGUGCCUUUGGUCGAGGUGGCGAAUCUACAUUCCGUGCGUAACUCGGAGAGUUCUACCUACAUGUUCGCGUUUAACUACCGGACCAACCUCAGCCCCUACCCGGACUGGGUCGGGGCAUGUCACGGGGAGGAACUGCCGCUGAUAUUCGGCGCGUCCAUUGCUGCUCUGGGGAUGUUUGGACAUUUGAAUUUUACCAAAGGAGAGUCCAUGUUAAGCGGUGCAGUUAUGACUUACUGGAGUAACUUUGCCAAAAGUGGUGACCCCAACAAGCCUCAGGCUCAGAAAACAAAAUUCAUCCACCAAAGACCAAAUAUAUACGAGAACCUAGAAUGGAAGAGAUACAGCAUCGAAAACUGCCCAACUUGUGCGGAAAACUACCUCCAUUUAGGACUGAGGCCGCGGCUUGCACAAGGAUUCCGAUCUCAAAGAGUGGCAUUUUGGAUAGACUUGGUGCCAAAGCUCCUCUAUCCGCAAGCGGUACCGAGUAACAACUAUCUUUAUCCAGAUGUGGAGGCGAAUGGUCUGUGUGAGACUCUUGAUAUUCAUCAACCUGGCAGUGGUGUCAGCAUCGCUCGACCAGGCCAGGGGACAAAGACGACCAGUAUUAGAAAAGGGACAAAAUGUGUGACGUUGCCAACUCCCGUUGUGCCAUCUGAGAGUACAGACAACAACAUUCCCUCACCUGUACCAGACGAUCAGGACUGGGAAACGCCGCGUGAAAGCAAACGCGACACGGGGAACAUUUACCCGCAACUCAGCAUCGUCAUAGCCAUUGGAACCGCGCUGCUCGUGGUAAACAUUACAGUAUUCGUCAUCUGUUUCAGCAAAGGUAAGAACCAGGACUCCGGGAACCUAGAAAAUGGACACACUAGGAAAAGAGCCCGACAAAGUGUAGAUGACGACCAUAGUUCCAUAAAAUCCAACCCAUCUGAUCAUGAUAGUAGAGAAAAAGAAAGGAGUCACAAAACAGAGAUGAUAGAACUCAAAGAGCAGCGUAGCUCCAAGCAGUCCCAGUUGGAUCCUACUAACGGCUUUGACAGUAAAACUCUUGUACAUCUAUGACAUGUUUGUAUGGUUGAAGACGUGUGUAAGAGUGUGUGUUAUGAUAUACUGCUUAAUAAAAUCCGGGCUAUC
This is a messenger RNA of Branchiostoma belcheri (Belcher's lancelet), 2684 nucleotides long. Its product is annotated as neuroligin-4, X-linked-like. The coding region runs from base 255 to 2612 and encodes 785 amino acids. Gene Ontology annotation, biological process: modulation of chemical synaptic transmission; chemical synaptic transmission; presynaptic membrane assembly. The record is from RefSeq and is a predicted model, not a curated record. Gene Ontology annotation, cellular component: synapse; cell surface. Lineage: Eukaryota; Metazoa; Chordata; Leptocardii; Amphioxiformes; Branchiostomatidae. Gene Ontology annotation, molecular function: signaling receptor activity; neurexin family protein binding. The transcript is spliced from 6 exons.